Messenger RNA from Chenopodium quinoa (quinoa), 1846 nucleotides. RefSeq names its product elongation factor 1-alpha-like. Gene Ontology annotation, molecular function: translation elongation factor activity; GTP binding; GTPase activity. NCBI's taxonomy places the organism in Eukaryota, Viridiplantae, Streptophyta, Magnoliopsida, Caryophyllales, Amaranthaceae. Gene Ontology annotation, biological process: translational elongation; translation. The transcript is spliced from 3 exons. Bases 168 to 1511 code for a protein of 447 amino acids. The record is from RefSeq and is a predicted model, not a curated record.
UGUUGUUUAGGUUUUGAUAUGGAAAGGUCACUACUCACUUAGUGUACCCACUCUAUUCUUUAUAAUCAUCGUUUCCACAUUUUUUUUGUUCCAUUCUUUUUUUUUUGUUGUUCCCUCUUUUCUCUUUCCUCUACGAUUCCUCUAAGGUUGACAGUUCCUAAGUCGUUAUGGGUAAGGAGAAGAUUCAUAUUAGCUUGGUGGUCAUUGGCCAUGUCGACUCUGGUAAGUCGACAACAACUGGUCAUUUGAUCUAUAAGCUUGGUGGUAUUGACAAGCGUGUGAUUGAGAGAUUCGAGAAAGAAGCUUCUGAGAUGAACAAGAGAUCCUUUAAGUAUGCCUGGGUGCUUGACAAGCUUAAGGCUGAGCGUGAGCGUGGUAUUACUAUUGAUAUUGCCUUGUGGAAGUUCGAGACUAAUAAGUACUACUGCACUGUCAUUGAUGCUCCUGGACAUCGCGACUUUAUCAAGAACAUGAUUACUGGUACCUCCCAGGCUGACUGUGCUAUCCUCAUUAUUGACUCCACCACUGGAGGUUUCGAGGCUGGUAUCUCCAAGGAUGGCCAGACCCGUGAGCAUGCUCUUCUUGCCUUCACCCUUGGUGUCAGGCAAAUGAUUUGCUGCUGUAACAAGAUGGAUGCCACCACUCCUAAGUACUCGAAGGCUAGGUAUGAUGAAAUUGUCAAGGAAGUCUCUUCAUACCUCAAGAAGGUUGGAUACAACCCUGAUAAAAUUCCAUUUGUUCCUAUCUCUGGGUUCGAGGGUGAUAACAUGAUUGAGAGGUCCACCAACUUGGACUGGUACAAGGGGCCAACCCUUCUCGAGGCUUUAGACUUGAUCAAUGAGCCAAAAAGACCCUCAGACAAGCCUCUCCGUCUCCCACUUCAGGAUGUCUACAAGAUUGGAGGUAUUGGAACUGUGCCUGUAGGGCGUGUUGAGACUGGUGUCUUGAAGCCCAAUAUGGUUGUUACCUUUGGUCCUUCUGGACUGACCACUGAGGUUAAAUCUGUUGAAAUGCACCAUGAGUCGCUUCCAGAGGCUCUUCCUGGUGACAAUGUUGGUUUCAACGUGAAGAACGUUUCUGUCAAGGAUCUCAAGCGUGGUUAUGUUGCUUCUGACUCCAAGAACGACCCUGCUAAAGGGGCAGCUAGCUUUACUGCACAGGUCAUUAUCAUGAACCACCCUGGACAAAUCGGAAAUGGUUAUGCUCCAGUGCUGGACUGCCACACCUCUCACAUUGCUGUCAAGUUUUCUGAGCUUCUGACCAAGAUUGACAGGCGAUCUGGGAAGGAGCUCGAGAAAGAGCCUAAGUUCUUGAAGAAUGGCGAUGCUGGUAUGGUUAAGAUGAUUCCCACCAAGCCCAUGGUGGUGGAGACUUUUGCAGAUUACUCCCCACUCGGUCGUUUUGCUGUGAGGGACAUGAGGCAGACUGUUGCUGUUGGUGUCAUUAAGAGUGUUGAGAAGAAGGACCCAACUGGUGCCAAGGUCACCAAGGCUGCCCUCAAGAAGAAAUGAACAAUGUCUGCAUUAUUCGCGGUAUAUGAUUUCUAUAGAGACUUGAUAGUCUCAGUUAGUAGUGUUUAUGUGCUUUGCUUUGGUCUUUAUUUUGUUUAUUGUAGAAUAGUCUCAUCACCAACAUCAAACACCUAUUCACAGAAUUGGGUGCUUGAUCGUCGGUGGUAAGGUUUUGAUCUGCAAUGCUAGUCUUUUUUCAUAUUUAUAAACUAUGUUUGCGAGAAAAACAAUAGGAUAUCCUCUUACACAGGGGAAUCCAUAAUGAAUUUGAGUGUAAAUGGAACUAUGUUUCCAUCUAUUAUGAUUACGAAUUAACGAUAUACGGAGUAUAAUUA